CCUACCUUUUGUUGUGAACUUUGACACUAAUCAAGGCAAGGAACAUCGCUUGUAGAAUAGACUGAUCAUUUGUUUGCAUAUCCUUAUCUUUCCUUGAGCACAACUGCUUUUUUCAUUAUCACUACAUUUUGAAAAUACAAUUUACAAAACUAGACGAGUGUGGAAUAUAUGCGUCGAUCUUCCAAUCAACUUAGUAAGCUUGCCGAUUUGGUGAAGGGUUUGUGACUUCGGAUUUGUGGAUACUCAUACUACGAACUUAUGUUAUAUACACGUCCAUGCUCAUACUGGGUGGCAGAAAAACAAAUAUGAAAAAAGUGUAUAAUUGUAUCUUGUCAUCUGCCGUCUGACCUGCACAGAUCCAUCACAGGUAUUCGAUGGAAGCAAAACAAGUUUUGUAAGGUAUUGUUUAUGUAUAAUAAUAUGGCAUUGUUAUUUUUACGCAAAAUCAGACAUAUUCAGAAUCAAGAGAGUAUAUGUCAAAGGUGUGUCGUCAGUUACUUCGCCCGUCACAGCUUCUCUGUGCUAAAUCUCGAUGCGAGUUCUGAAAAUCGUGCCAAUUCAGCUGAAAAUAGCAAAACAUUCAGCGAAUAUGUUGAGACUUUCAAAGCGGCUUUGGCGGUCUCAUAUGCGGGAGGCGGGGCCAAAGCUAUAGAAAAACAUACAGCAACGUCAGAAGAUGGUCGUUGAAGACAGAGUGAAAGCAUUAAUAGACCAAGGCAGCCCAUUUUUAGAGCUUUCUCCGUUAGCUGGUUUUCAGAUGGAGUAUGGAACAAUUCCUCGUGCAAGCAUGCUCACAGGUUGCCAAAGAAUUGAUAAAACUUUUGAGAAAUAGACUGAUCAGUUUUAUGUUAAGGCAUUGGUCGUGUGUCUGGCAAGCUGUGCAUGAUCCUAGCAAAUGAUGGAGCUGUCAAAGGAGGCUCUGUCUAUCCUAUCACCGUCAAGAAGCAGCUUAGAGCCCAAGAAAUUGCACUACAAAAUCGCUUGCCCUGCAUCUAUGUUGUAGACUCAGGGGGUGCAUUUCUACCAUUGCAGUCUGACAUCUUUCCUGACAAAAAUCAUGGAGGCAGGUCAUUUUACAAUGAAGCAGUUAUGUCUGCAGCACAAAUACCACAGAUUGCUGUUGUAUGUGGAAGCUGCACAGCAGGAGGAGCUUACAUUCCAACUAUGGCUGAUGAGGCAGUUAUUGUCCAUAAAACUGGCUCUGUCUUCUUAGGAGGUCCACCACUUGUAAAAGCUGCCCUUGGGGAGAUAAUUUCUGCAGAAGACCUUGGGGGAGCCACUUUACAUUGCAGUGUAAGUGGUUGCACAGACUAUUUUGCUCCAGAUGAAAAGUCUGCCCUUCAGAUUUGCCGUGAUAUUGUUGCAACAUUAAAUGUCCACCAUAAUGAAAUUAAGGGAAGACUACCAGCUUCCUCACCACUGUAUGAUCCAGAAGAAAUAUCUUCCUUGGUUCCCAGCUCAGAACAGCACAAACUAGAUAUGUACCAGGUCAUUGGCAGGUUAGUGGACAGGAGUUUAUUUCACGAGUUUAAGAAAAUGUAUGGCCCCACGCUGCUGACUGGAUUUGCACACCUAGAUGGGUACCUUGUGGGUAUUGUUGGCAACCAAGGGGAAAUCACUUCAGAUGCAGCUUCCAAAGGAGCACAUUUUGUGACUCUGUGCAAUGAACGUGGAAUUCCAAUAUUAUUUCUGCAAAACACAUGGCCUGAAACACCUCUAGAAGCUGCUGUUCAUGCAAACCAGCUAAAAUGCCAGGCACAAAUGAUGGCCAUUGUCAGCUGCUGUAGUGUCCCUAAGAUCACCGUCGUUGUUGGUAAUGCGGUUGGACUCACUCACUACCUCAUGGGAGGCAAAGCAACAAGUCCCAGCUUUAUUUUUUCUUGGCCAAACUCUAUACGCUGCAUGGAGUCUCCAAAUUCAAUAAUGAAAGCAGUCAGUACAAACUUGGGCUUGACAAUACAUGAUGAAGACAAAAGAAAGGAGCUAUUGGCAAAAGCUAGAGCAAGGACUGCAUCUGAAACUAGUGCAGUCUUUGCUUCCUCACGCAUGUGGGAUGAUGGGAUUAUUUUGCCUCAAGACACGAGACAGGUACUCUCCCAGUGUCUAUCUAUUGUAAGUGCCUACAAGGAGUCCACAAAUCAACUCUAUCCUGUGAUACGUAUGUAAAAUACCCAGAGUGCUUUGCAGGCUUCGGUGACCUUUUGCCAGAAGUGUCUGAAAAGUCACACUUCUUGUGGAAGAAGUUGUAAAGCUGCUGUGCCUGCACAGAGUUUCCAAGAACUGCAGUAAGCUCUUCCAGUGAUGCUUUGGAAACUGCAAGGAUAUUGUCAAACUUCUUCAGGACAGAGUGGUAGUUUUUUGUUGUUACACCAGGCAUGCGGAGAACCAUGUCCUGAAGUUGAGGGGAAAAAAAUACAAAUUAAACAAAUCAAUAAGAACAAUA
Messenger RNA from Pomacea canaliculata, 2443 nucleotides. Its product is annotated as methylcrotonoyl-CoA carboxylase beta chain, mitochondrial-like. Gene Ontology annotation, biological process: L-leucine catabolic process. Gene Ontology annotation, molecular function: methylcrotonoyl-CoA carboxylase activity. Gene Ontology annotation, cellular component: mitochondrion; methylcrotonoyl-CoA carboxylase complex. Lineage: Eukaryota; Metazoa; Mollusca; Gastropoda; Architaenioglossa; Ampullariidae. The transcript has 12 exons. Bases 883 to 2166 code for a protein of 427 amino acids. The record is from RefSeq and is a predicted model, not a curated record.